AUGGCCAAGGAAGAGCCUGCGGCCAAGGAAGCACCAAGUCUCUCAGAGGCAUCUGCUCGCAUUGAGGAACAGGUUGCGAACUUGGAAACCAAGAUCCAAAAGACCGACGAAGAGAUCAAAAGCCUUGUGGCCAAGGGGAGCAGCAAUCCAACCGCCAAAGCGAGAGCCUUGCAGGCGAUGAAGAAGAAGAAAAUGUAUGAACAGCAGAGAGACCAGCUCUUGGGCACUCAGUUUAAUGUGGAAAACUUGGCCUUCCAGCAAGAGCAAGCGGAAAUUACGGCCAUGACCGUGAAAGCCAUGGCGGAUGGACACAAGACUUUGCAGGACAAGAUCAAGGAAACCGACAUCGGUUCAGUGGACAAGUUGAUGGACGACAUGGCCGACUUGCAAGACGAGAUGAAGGCCAUGAACGAAGCCUUGGCUGCUGGAACAGAGGUGGAUGGCGCAACCGAAGAUGAGUUGGCCGCGGAGUUUGCCAAGUUGGAAGAGGAAGCCGCUGCCAUGACCUUGGCUGGCGGACUUCCAUCGGUGGAAAAGCCCGCCGCCGAGCCGGCUGCCUCCACCGCCGGCUACGCAGCGCCGGCGCACCCGGAGGCGGCGGUCCCCAGAGCAAGAGCUUUGUGUGCCAAAUAUCGCUUGAACAGGGAUAAAGAAUUGGGUGCUCGCAUCAGAUGUCGGGAUGCCAAAGUGAUGGGCGGAUUGAAUGGAUGGGCCAGUGUUUUGGGACGUGACGUGACAAGGGCCGCGGCCAAGUGGGGGCUCCAAGCUGCGGGGGCCCCUUUCUACAGCCUUAGCAACUUAGCACGGCUCAAGUGCCGGCGCGCCGAACUUCGGAUUCUUUGCGACGCCCAGUCCUUUCCGGCAGCGCCGCACGUAGCUUUCGACCGCCAGCGAGGAAUCUGCACUUUGCCAAACCAGGAGUCUUGGGCCGUCCCGCCCAGUGGCAUUCCUGGGUGCUGCGCUUGCGCCCUGGAGUUGUGGGCUAUGGGGCGGUUUAUCAUUUCAGGCACUUCCGCCAUGAAAGCCAUGGCCACUUGGGAAGGCGAACCGCCAACGAACCAUGCUGCCUGUCACUGGCAACGCUAUGACAGUGAGCGCCAUGCCUCUGCACAGUCUUCGGCCACUUCGCUGCCAUCAGACCUGGACCAUGGCCUGGCCACAGAAGCCAGGGAGACUGAUGCAGGUCGCGAAGUGCUAAAGCACUGGGCCAACAAGGCCGAAGGUUUGGUGCCCCACACCGAUGCCAAGGUGCGCUACUUCGGAACUGAGCGUCAAAAGCCUCGCGUGAAGAUCUUCCGAGACCAGGCGGCCUGGUGCCCCUACUGUCAGAAAGUGUGGCUCCUAUUGGAGGAGAAACAGGUGGAUUACGAGAUCGAAAAGGUGCCAAUGCGCUCCUACGGCGACAAACCUCAGGAGUUUCUGAAUCUGGUGCCGCGGGGAUUACUUCCUGCCAUGGAAUUGGACGGAAAGAUGAUGACAGAAAGCUUGGACAUCAUGCUGCUUCAGGACGUUUCAUUGGAAGUUCUAGCGGAGCGAGCAUUCCCCAAUCCAGACAAGCCCAUGCUGCUUGGGUGGUGGAUGGGAGAUUUGCUGGGCAUGGCGAUGUGGUUCCCCAUGUCCGGCGAGCUGCGCGACCGCGCCGCAGGACUACUGAACCUGGAGCGAGAGCUCUUUGGUGCCUGGUGUUCCUAUCUCUUCAGACCAGAGAUGCCGUUCAUCGGCGGCAGCGAGGCGGACUUCACGGAUGCCCUGCAACGCGUGGACAGCGAACUGGGUGCCAACACGGAGUCGGCCUUCUUCUUGCCCUAUCCGCAUCCAACGAUCGUGGACAUGCAGUACGUGUCCCACGUGGAGAGAGCGGUGGCCAGCGCCAUGUACUACAAGGGCUACGACAUUCGGAAGAAGUUUCCAAACAUCGACAAAUGGCUUUCAGCCUAUGAAGAAUUGCCUCAUUACAUGGCGAGCAAAAGCGACUACUACACGCACUGUAUGGAUAUUCCCCCUCAGUACGGUCCCUGCUUUUCCAACGACAGCGCCACCGCUGUGCGUGCUCGGGAGGCCAUCGACCCUAAGAACGUCUCGUUGCCAGUGCAGUGGAAGAACGAGCUGGAGCCGCCCACUGUGGCGCAAGCACAGCGCGACGAGCAGGACUAUUGCAUUGAGGCCGGCAUGAGACUCACUGAGAAUCAGGAGGCCAUUACGCGCUUUUGCUGCCGUGCUGCUGGAAAAGAUGUGGGCAAAUGGGCGCGUGGUAAUCCCACGAAGUGUCAGCUUAGCGAUCCUUACGCAAGGCCCAACUUGGACGUUGCGCCAGCCGUCAACGUGGCAUUGCGAGCAGUGGCAAGCUCCUUGUUGCAAGGCGACCCUUCCUUCACGCAGAAUGUGAAAGCCGCUGUGACUUCGGAGACGCAGCUGGCCAGUAGCGAUCUGGCAACGGUGGCGGAGUGCAUUGCCUACCUGCGUGAUCGCGUGGGCUCUCCACGUGAUCUCUCCAUGCCCGCAGCGAAGCUCCUGCGUGGCCACCUGGCAGAGGUGGUUCGCAAGCUCUCCAGCUGA
Cladocopium goreaui is the source of this 2556-nucleotide messenger RNA. NCBI's taxonomy places the organism in Eukaryota, Dinophyceae, Suessiales, Symbiodiniaceae. The record is from the annotation of a GenBank genome assembly.